Molecule: messenger RNA, 1320 nt
Organism: Phaedon cochleariae (mustard beetle)
Lineage: Eukaryota; Metazoa; Arthropoda; Insecta; Coleoptera; Chrysomelidae
Source: the annotation of a GenBank genome assembly
AUGCUAUCUUUCAAAAGAAAGAAAAAAGAAAAAGAUAAAGAAAGCGAACCCAUAACAAACGAGGAAACAAAACUAGUCACGAAAACCAUAUACGACAAUAUGGAAGUAAAUAUGCAACUUUCAAGACUGGAAGAAGCAAAGAUCCUCACAACUGCCCUAAGGCACUAUGUGAGGAAUAAGCAUAUCAAAGGAAACAAAAUCACCUUCCUGGUUCCGGGAGCGGUGGAUCGAAUUCAGCUGAAAUGUCAUAAUAUUCCUACAGACGUCACCGAACUGGAAAGACUCCUAAAGCAAGUCUUCGACAGAAGAAACGAGGUCUUGGACCUUGAGGAACUGUACAGACUACAAAACAUCAAAACUACAGAUAAAGGGACAGUAAUACUUACGAGUAGAGAUAAAGAGCAACAGGAAAAAAUAAUGAAAGCACUCAGCAACAAAGAAGACAUCGAAAUCAAGACGACACGAGGAAAACUACCGAAAGUCACCAUAACGGGAGUGUUAGGAGGCUACACCAACGAGGAAUUCGAAAGGGAAUUCAUCACCCAGAAUGGACAACUUUUAAAAAAGGAAAAGAUAAUCGAAAGAUCUAAAAGGCAACAAGAACAUACCUUGUUCGUUACAUCGAACAAAAAUGAAAAUGGGAAAAAAGUGCAAGAUGAGGUGACCAAGAUUUUGGAUCCAAGGACCCAAAUCUUAAAGAUCAAUAGAAUGAAGACCACAGCAAAAGCACUAAUCAUCGAAGCUUCCUCGAAAGAGGAUCUCGAGAAAAUUAUGAACAACCCAAACAUAAAAAAGAACUUUAAGUGUGAGUUACCCAAAAAGAAAAGACCACUAAUGAUCAUAUAUGAUGUAACGACAAGUAAGCAAGACAAUGAGAUCUUGGAGGAUAUAAGGACGCAAAAUUUUGGGGACAUUUCAGAAGAAGACUUUCUGAAUGAGCUAAAAAUCAGGUUCAAAACAGGACCAAAAGGAAAACCAACAUGUAAUUUAGUUGUGGAGGUAUCUCCACAACUCAGAAAAAGGAUGUAUGGGGAAAAGAUUUACAUUGGUUUUACCAGUGUGAAUACGAAGGACUACCUAGCAGUUCCCAGAUGCAUGAAAUGCCAAGACCUCGGUCACAAAUAUUGUGCAAAAACAGAAAAUGUGUGUAGCCACUGUGGCGAGAGCGGGCAUGAAAAGAAGGAUUGUCCUAAAAAGCAGAAACCAAGCACUUGCAUACCAUGCAAGAUGAGGGGAAAAUCCUGUAAAAAAGGGUCAGACUGCCAGACGCACAAAAUGCUGCUGGACAGGAUGAUACGAAAGACUGAUUAUGGCCAGUAA